AAUCUAGAAUCUAAUAUAGGAAUAUUUAAUCUCUUUUGGGCCAAAAACGGUGGAUUUGUAGUUGACUGUCACGGACUUUCGACUCCUUGCUUUCCCGGGUCUCACUGUCAGUUGAGAAGCGACGAGUUGACGCCCGCUCUCAAUGAACGGAUCUUGUUGCUAGUGCGCGUUGAAGCAUACCUGCCUCCAAAGCUUGCUAUGAUGAGGGCAACCGCUGCGCUUGUACUGACUUUCUCGGCCACCUGUUUUGGAGCUCACGUCGCAAUUGCGGGCUUUCACCAGCCCUUACAUGUUGUACCGAGGAACCGAAAACCGAUAGUGUCUUCUCGUCAAGCCGUACGACUCCAUUCUUCCGUCAGAAGCGUAGCAUCACCGCCAGCACCCCCGCUAAACGUGCUGGAACGAUUUACCAAGAGCGUUAAUACCGGUGCAGAAACGGUUUCAAACUAUGUGGAGGUUGGCUGGAACAAGGCCGUCUCUCGUGCUGCGGUUAUUGGAGGAUCUACUGUUCACCAACUUGCGCAUCCAUGGGUUGUGCCGACGGUAACGGCCAUGUUGGCGUUUGGGGUACUGGCGUCCUACCAUUACAAGCUGUAUAAGCAAGAGACUUCGGGGGUGUCAACUUGGAGGAGUACACAGGCCAACACACGAGUGGAAUGGGCAAAACACGUUCGGGAUACGGAAAACUGGAUAUACGCCACCCAGACAUUGCGAAACGCUAUUACUGCCAAUGCGUUUCUUGCCACAACGGUGCUCUCACUACUCACUGUAAUCACGGGGAAGAUUGUACCAAUGAUUAAGGAUGGUGUGGGUCGAAGAACAAUUACUCUGCAGUUCGUUUUUGUUUCCUUUUCCAUGCUGUUGUCGGCUUACGAAUUCCUUCAGUCUGCCCGUCUCAUGACGCAUGCCGGGUUCAUGUUUCCAGUCACGAAAAAUUCCACGAAAGUGGAUUCGAUCAUGCGCAAAUCGCAGAACGGUCAAUGGCUAGGUCUUCGAUGGCUGUACCUGUCGCUCGGCUUUCUUUCUUGGCUAGUCGGAGGGGGGAUGGUGUUUUUGCUGUCUGCCUUGUUGCUAACCUCGUUCUUCCGGCAAAUUGAUCGUGUCCCUUCCAUCAUUGAUGAAGAUACAGUGCAUGUGAUCAUUUAAACGGGAAAGAUGAUUGUAAGGGCGCUGUCGAUUUCAAGAACUGCAUGACGUCCGCAGUUCCUAGAGAAAACAAGGCACAUGUAGAAAGGGGUUUUAUGCAGUAGCAUUUUUUUUGUCCUAGCAGGCGCUUUGCAUACUUUAUCUUUUAAGAGAAUUUUGAGAUGGUGAAGAGCUGCCAGAUCUCGAUAUAAAAAUGUUACCUGGGUUGCUUUCGAUCUUUGUGGCAAGAGCAGGCACAUUGGUUUUCCCUUGCACUCGUGCUGCCUUUACCUGUUUUGCGGUCUCCAAAAGUUGUCUCGUACAGUUAACUCUAAGAAUAGUCAGAAUAUUAUAGU
Phaeodactylum tricornutum CCAP 1055/1 is the source of this 1481-nucleotide messenger RNA. RefSeq lists its product with no specific name. The transcript has a single exon. The coding region runs from base 199 to 1146 and encodes 315 amino acids. NCBI's taxonomy places the organism in Eukaryota, Bacillariophyta, Bacillariophyceae, Surirellales, Neidiaceae. The record is from RefSeq and is a predicted model, not a curated record.